AGCUGGCAGGCAGAGGCCGUGCUGGAUGCCGGGGCCGCCGUGUCCAGCGCCGUGCUGCCGGGACUGGGCAGGGUGUUUCGGGUGGAGGCAGUCCUGGCCGCACCGGUGGGGCGGCUGCACCGCGAGCUGUUCGAGGAGCUGGAGCAGAUGCCCCGCUGGAACCCCAGCCUCAGCCGUGUGGAGGUGCUGCAGCGCCUGGGCGAGGACACGCUGGUGACGCACGAGGUGACGGCCACCAGCCCGGUGGGCCGCAGGGACUUUGUGAGCGUGCGGCACCGCCGGCGGGCGCAGGCGGCCGUCUACCUGGUGGGCACCGCCGCGCGCCUCGAGCGGCUGCCGGCGCAGGAGGACUGCGUCAGGGCUGAGACGCGGCUGAGCUGCAUCGCGCUGCAACCGCUGGCGGGGGACCCCGGCUGCACCCGCGUCACCUGGCUGCUCAGCGUGGACCUCAAGGGCUGGAUCCCCGCCGCCGUCACCGACCGCGUCCUGCCGCGGUGCCAAGCGGACUUCAUCGGGCACCUCCGCCGGCACCUCUCAGCCACCGCGCGGCCGUGAGCCCCCCGGGACCCCCAAAUCGCCUGGGGGCUCCCCCGGACCGGUACCCCAGCUUUAUUUAUUUUUGGAACAGCUACGCUCUGCGUUUAUACGUGUAUAUAUGUACAGAGGGAUAGGAUUUUCCCCUCCUGUGCCACCCGGAGCACGCGCAGCCGGAGCAGGGAUCCCCGAAAGCGCUGCAAAAGCAAGGCAUGGAGGAGCGAAGCUGCGCAGCCCCUCCUGGGGGUCACGAAACGUUAGGCAGCCCUUUCAGGAUGGUUGUAAUUUAUACGUCCAGCUGGUUUUCUGUCUUAUUUAUUGGGGGAAAAAAAACGCUGUUGAAGCAGCUAGGUGAAACUCUGGCUGAUAAAUAGGAGUUAAAUAAAACAGAGGUGGUUUCAGACCCCCUGAGACUCAUUUCAACCACAUGCAGGUCACACGCUCAUAAAUUAUUCCCCUACCUCCACCCCAAAUAAAUCCACAGAAACAGACAGCGGUGUGCAUUUUUCU
Oxyura jamaicensis (ruddy duck) is the source of this 1044-nucleotide messenger RNA. Its product is annotated as steroidogenic acute regulatory protein, mitochondrial-like. NCBI's taxonomy places the organism in Eukaryota, Metazoa, Chordata, Aves, Anseriformes, Anatidae. The transcript has 5 exons. Bases 148 to 555 code for a protein of 135 amino acids. The record is from RefSeq and is a predicted model, not a curated record. Gene Ontology annotation, molecular function: cholesterol binding; cholesterol transfer activity. Gene Ontology annotation, biological process: regulation of steroid biosynthetic process; steroid biosynthetic process; intracellular cholesterol transport. Gene Ontology annotation, cellular component: mitochondrial intermembrane space; mitochondrion.